Messenger RNA from Drosophila serrata, 534 nucleotides. RefSeq lists its product as uncharacterized. The record is from RefSeq and is a predicted model, not a curated record. Lineage: Eukaryota; Metazoa; Arthropoda; Insecta; Diptera; Drosophilidae.
GCCUCCGGAGUGGUCACAGAAUCGAGUGGAGGCGAGAGGCUGACAAAUCUGUAUUUGCUUGCAAAGGGACCCUGAGUAGGCCUUGAAUUCCUUUUCCCUAGCAGCGAGCAGUAGUAAUAGUCAGUCCAAGUCUAGUCGUUGUCGUCUCAACAUCUCACAUUUCACAUCUCCCGAGUCGUCUUCUCUUUAAAUAACCAACCAUGUGCGGCGGCUGGGCCUGUGCCUCUUACGAUCUGGCCUGCAAUAAUCCACCAUUGUCCACGGUCCGUUUCACAGGCCGGGACUUUAUUCCCACUCCUUGUGGACCCUAUGACAAGUGUUAUGCCGUGGACACAAGCCGCAAGAAGAACACCAACAAUUGCUAUGUGCCGCACAACCUUGCACCUCUAGAGGCAACGAUCUGCACUGAGAAGAAGACCGGACAGUAAGGAGAUGUUCCCCCAGAACACCUAGUGGGGAUUUUGAGAUAUUAGGCCAACGACGACUGCUUGAAUGUUUUACCUUUCAAAUUAAAAAAAAAUAGUUAAGCAAAUA